UCAUUGCCUGCAGCAGCAGCAGCAGGGGUAUGUGACGAGCAGGCCGAGGGUGACAGGGGUGACGACGACGACGAGGAGGAGGAGGAGGUUGUACAAGGAGAAGGACGAGAGAAGGAGGAAUGCGCUCCAACCCGUCGCCGUCUCUCCCCACGGCCCCGGCUCGAGUUGGCCGCCCCGGGCCCCGGAGUGACUCUGCGUGGGGCGUCCCCCGCCAUGCGACCCCGCGCGCAGGAGCGAGGGGCACUGCGCCCCGCGCCUAGAGCCGUGCCCUCUGCGCCUCUUCCCGGGCCACGGGGCCGCCCCUAGGCGCCGCGCUCCGCGUCCCCACAUCCCCCCCGAGCACCAAGCGAGCGUCUCCUACCUCCCCCACCACCACCGCCACCCCCGCCAGCCCCGCCAGCCGGGGCCAUGCGGGUUCGCGUCCUGGCCGUGAUGGUGGUGGCGCUGGGCUGCGCCCUGCAGGGGCUGUGCGCCUCCUCCUCCACGUGCGCCUCCAUGGACAUGGACGUGCUGAAGCGGAGACGCAUCGAGGCGGUGCGCGGGCAGAUCCUGAGCAAGCUGAAGCUCACCAGUCCGCCCGAGCAGCAGCUCGGUCCGGGCGAGGUGCCCCAGCAGGUGCUGGCGCUCUUCAACAGCACUCGGGACCUGCUGCUCCAGCAGCUGCAGCAGCAGCAGGAGGCGGCGUGCGAGCGCGAGUCGCAAGAGGAGGGCUACUACGGCAAGGAGGUGCACAAGCUCGACAUGAUGCCCCUGUACGCGCCCGCCGACAGUUGUAAAUGCGGAGGUGGUGGAUUCCACGGUGAGGUGGGCCACUGCUCUCAAGCCACGUUCAGCAAAGGCAUCCCCAGAGGGAAAGAUAAAGCGCCACAAAUUAGCCACAACAACUACUUCAGAAUUUUCAAAUUCAACCUCUCUCUGUUCAACAAGAACGCGAGCAACCUGGUGAAGGCGGAGCUGCGCGUGCAACGCCUCCCAAACCCCGCCGCCAAGCUCAUCGAGCAGCGGAUAGAGCUCUACCAGAUCUUGAAGUCCAAAGACCCAUGGGCGCCGUCGCAGCGCUACAUCACGAGCCGCGUGGUGCGGCCCCGCGCCGAGGCCGAGUGGCUCUCCUUCGACGUCACGGGCACCGUCGGGGAGUGGCUGCGUCGCCGCGACAACAACUUCGGGUUUAAAAUCAGCGUCCACUGCCCAUGCUGCACCUUUGUGACGUCAAACAACAACAUCAUCCCAAACCGGAGCGAGGAGCUGGCAGCGAGGUUUGCAGGAGUGGACACCGACGUGCACAAGCGCGACAAGGCCAGGAAGUCGGCACAGGGACAGAGUCCCCACCUGCUGCUCAUGCUGCUGCCCAGCAACCGCCUGGACGACACGCAGUCGUCGUCCGGGCAUGGCACGCGGCGAAAGCGAGACCUCGACGCCGCCUACUGCUUCAGGAACGUGGAGGACAACUGCUGCCUGCGCCACCUCUACAUCAACUUCCGUAAGGACCUGGGAUGGAACUGGAUCCACGAGCCCCAGGGUUACCACGCCAACUUCUGUGCGGGACCCUGCCCGUACAUGUGGAGCAUGAACACGCAGCACAGCACUGUGCUGAGUCUGUACAACACAAUCAACCCGGUGGCAUCGGUGUCCCCGUGCUGCGUGCCCCAGGAGCUGGAGCCGCUCACCAUCCUCUACUACGUGGGCAAAACGCCCAAAGUGGAGCAGCUGUCCAACAUGGUUGUGAAGUCCUGCAAGUGCAGCUGAGAGGUGCCCCUGGACACAGCCGCGCGGGCACGUACGCCGCCGUCGCCCACAAACUCAACGCCUAAAGAGCGGGCGACACGUGGAGUUCGGCGCAAACCUGGAAUAUUUAUGAAGCGCAGAAUUCACGAGGAACACUUUGCGUGAAGUGAGACAUUCGAAGGAAGAAUGGUUUUGAGAAUCGAGGCUUUCUGGACUCGCUCUUCACUUGUCAUUUAAGGACCCCGUUGGUUAAAAUCAACGCCUUGUUUAUUUAUUGCUCAAACUUGACAAUUUUUUCAAACACAUAGAAGGCACCCAACCGUAUACUGUUGCGUUACUGUUUUGCUCUCGAACGCCUGGGUCUUUUUGGGAUGGUGCGUUUGACUUUGAUGCUUCAGGAUGGUGCGAAUCCUCUCGGAGGGAAAACUUACAGCGGCGAUUCGGCAGCCGAGCGGCGUGAAGGGCGGUUGUCGACAUGAGCGCGCCACGCCAAUGGCACGAGCCGGAAUGGACACGGUUGAGUCGUUUGUUUUAUUGUGUUCAGUUUUGCACUGAAGUCGUACCUCUUCACGAGAGGUCAAUUUAGGUGAUAUACCUUGCCGAUCCAAACAACGAUAUACAUCUGUACAAAUGCAUCGCGGAGUGUAAUCAAAUUCUUAACCUCGAAAAUUUGACUCAAAAGAGUCAUGAAGUUCUUGCGAAUACAGGCAUUUUCUACGAUACAGGUUCAAAGUUUGACAUCACUGUAAAUGAAAAGGUUCCUCUAAGAAUGCGCUACUCUGUCGGACCGAGCGGAGGGCCGUUCCUACAGUGCCACUUUGGCUUCUGCCUGCUUGUCCGCACGUCAACACCGCAUCAUUCAUUGCCUGCAAGUGCACUUGCUGUGCCGUCAGCAUGGGGUGGGUUUUCUCAAUGGACCAUUGCCAGUCUUCAACUCUGUCACCAGUCCGUUGAAGUGAGCACAUGGGGGAGGGUAGCUGGUGUUAACGUGACCAAUCGGUCCACUGCAGGCUCCUCGGCUGGCAUGCCUGCCAACUUCUGCGCAGCUCACGGAUCCUCCCCGAAGAUAGUAUUUCUCGCAACACGUCGCAAAUCUGCCUAGAUUUUUUGAAGUCUGAAGCCGUAGUCGUUGCGUAGCUUUUGUUCAUCUUCAGGUCUGAACGGCUUCUGAUCUCAUUCUGCUGCCCUCCAAAAGCUUUAUUCUGCUUUAGUUUGCAAAUGGGAUGUGAUUUUAAAUUGGAACUCUGAUUUAAUUUAAGUAUUUUUUUGUAUUGAAAUUGCAAAAAUUUCAGCGUUGCUUUUAUAAAUGUCGUAAGAGUCGUGGUGUGGGAAGGAAGUACGGAAGGAGGAGGGGGGGGUGCCAU
This is a messenger RNA of Lethenteron reissneri (Far Eastern brook lamprey), 3089 nucleotides long. RefSeq names its product transforming growth factor beta-2 proprotein-like. NCBI's taxonomy places the organism in Eukaryota, Metazoa, Chordata, Hyperoartia, Petromyzontiformes, Petromyzontidae. Gene Ontology annotation, molecular function: transforming growth factor beta receptor binding; cytokine activity; growth factor activity. Gene Ontology annotation, biological process: regulation of cell population proliferation; transforming growth factor beta receptor signaling pathway. The record is from RefSeq and is a predicted model, not a curated record. Gene Ontology annotation, cellular component: extracellular region.